Molecule: messenger RNA, 544 nt
Organism: Leptinotarsa decemlineata (Colorado potato beetle)
Lineage: Eukaryota; Metazoa; Arthropoda; Insecta; Coleoptera; Chrysomelidae
Gene: mRpL51
Product: mitochondrial ribosomal protein L51
Biological process (GO): translation
Cellular component (GO): mitochondrial large ribosomal subunit
Molecular function (GO): structural constituent of ribosome
Source: RefSeq, a predicted model, not a curated record
AUAUGUCUCUGAUUAAUAGCAUAAUGAAUACCUGUAACACCAAAAUUCAAUCCUGGGUACCCCUUCUAACAACAGUCAGAUACAGAUAUCAUGCAGAGCAAAAAAUAGCUAGAGGUCCCUUGCUCAGAAGAUAUGGAUACGAUGAUAAAAUGCUUCAGAGUGGGCCGUUACCGAGGGAUCCAAAGGGCAAAAAAUUGAUUAUGCCUGCUUACAGGUUCAAAGAUGUUUGGAAUGAAAAGCGAGCUCUUUUUGGUCAGAAUGACUAUAUUGAUAUAUUAGGAAAUGAAAAACUACAUCCGACUAAAAUAUUAUAUAAUAUGCCGAGAUGGCUGAGGGGUGUUGGCGGACACGAAUUCCAGGUUAUGUUACGGAAAAGGAAAAUGUUGGGACAAACAGGAUAUCCCAAAGUUAGACCUACCAAAUUCUAUCAGCUUGAGAAAAGGAUAUCAUGGCUAUAUAAAUAUUUGAACAGAAAAACUAAGACUUUUUAUUAUUAGGUGAGACAAAAUUUUGUUGAAUGAGUAAUAUAGUAUGCGGAAAAUUA